Molecule: messenger RNA, 5443 nt
Organism: Schistosoma curassoni
Lineage: Eukaryota; Metazoa; Platyhelminthes; Trematoda; Strigeidida; Schistosomatidae
Source: the annotation of a GenBank genome assembly
AUGGAAUGCAAAUUAGUUGAAGACUUUCAACAUAAUACGUCUUUGCCACUGCCAACUGUACGUCAAAACUAUAGUUUGUAUUUACCGUUGUCUACUCGACCUGAUUCGACACCGAUGACAAGUUCUCUAAUCAGUGAUCCAACAUCCGCGGUAACUGAUUCUAAACAAGACACUCCACAAAUUUCACACAACAGACGUGAAACACCGGAAGGAUUUACCAUGCCACACAAUCCAGAAAUUAGCCCAAAUCAACUAAAUUUGACAAGUGAAUCAGAGACUUCAUUUUUGUCACUGGUUCCUAAUAAGUUAUUCGAUUUAACAACCCCAACAACCUCUCACUAUAUGCCAGCAGUAAAUAGCAGUGUAAGAAACGCGAAAUCCUCUAUCGACUUUUUAGAGGAUAUGAAUAAUGAAAUUUUAAUGUUAAAUCAAUCAAAAUGCCACACUCCAAUGGUAUUCAUUUCAAAAAAAGCAUCACCAUAUCCAUUAAUGGAAAAAAUUAUUUCUUCUAGUCAAACUGUGGGAUCUUUUGACAGAAAUCAACAAGGAGAUAAUUACGCUCAAUUAGAUGUAAUUUCCGAUAACCAUGAUGUUUUAAAAUGGGAUUAUGCUGGAGAUAUAGCUUCGAAUCAUUUAGGUGUUCCAAGAAUUAUUUCACACUCUAGUCUAUCUUGUCAUCCUGUUAAUUAUGUUGAUUAUGGGAACUAUGAUGUCAAUAUGACAAUGACAUGGCCUUCUUCUAGCCCACAUAUUUCUCCAUCUUCUGGAUAUGGUUAUGCGGUUCGUAGAAAAUAUAACUUCAAUACAAGAAAUAAUUCUAACAGAAAUUGGAAUGAAUCAUCAAAGAUAAAAGGGUUUAAUGAAUUCUCUUCAAUGACAAUCAAUCAUGGUUCAUUUAUAUCUAGUCCAGAUCCUGAAGAUGAAAUACAUAAUUUAUCAUUAAAUAAUUCAAUGAAUCAAAUUAAUCAUUUUAUUGAUCAUUAUCAAUCAUCAUUAAAUGAUUUCAAUAUUGAUUUAUUGGAUCAAGAUCAUAUCAAAUCGAAUAUGAAUACAAAUAGUAGUGAAUUUAGUUUAAAUGAUGAAAAUGAUAAUGAGAAUAUAGAAAAAUUCAAUUUUAAUAAAAAUCAGAAUAGAAAUGGAUCAAAUACAAUGAUAUCGAUGAAUAAUGAUUGGUUUAUCAAUGAAUUCUCUAAAUCAUAUAAUCAAUCAAUAAAAACAUUGAAAUCAAUCAAUAUCAAUAAUCAAUUGAUUACCAAUGAUAUAAUGAAUAAUAAUAAUAAUAAUGGUGAUAUAAAGCAUGAUCAUAAUGAGCAGGAAACUUUGGCGAAUUCUCCAGUGCAUAGUAACUGUAGACUUGUGAAGGAAUUAGAUGAAAAUAAUAAUAAUAAUGACGACGAAUUACAGUCACCUUUAGAGGAUAAUCAACAUGAUUUAUCUUCAUUACAAGCUACAUCUGCAUUGGAUACUAUAGAAACGGAUUCUUAUUUACACACAAAUAAUAAUAUACCUAAACAGGAAAUUUCCACAGUUCAACCGUCAACAUGUUCAAAAGACUUGUCUCAAUCACCUUUGAAUAAUUUUAAUGAACCAGAAGAAAUAUGCUAUAUUGUAGAUGGUGCACUUUCAUCAGCACAAGAUACAAAUAAUUACUCAGCUAUUACAACAGUAACACCAUUAAAUGAAAAUAUAUAUUAUCAAAAUGGUUUUGAUGCAGAAUCGGAAGGUUGUAGAAGUAGUGUUAUAAUGGAUGAAAAUUGUGAGAAAGAAAUUACCCCUAAUUAUUAUGAUGCCCAUAAUGAACUUGAACAUUUAUUGAUUAAAAAUACUGAUAUAAAAAUCGAUGAAAUUUCCAAAUCAUUUACACCAUCUAUUCAAAAUGAUAAAGUGUCAAUGAUAACAACAACACCAACAACAGCAAACGGGAUAAGUAUUUGUAAAAGUACUCAGAAUGAUAUGUUAACUACUGAAUGUAAAUGGUUAUCUCAUAAUAUGAAUAUAACAUUAUCUAACGUUUAUCCUACAAUCUUCUCUAAUGGAAUACAAUUAGUUACUCAAUAUACUACUCAUAAUUCACCAUAUAUAAAUUAUACUGCUUCUAAAAUCAAUUCAAACAAUCUACCUGAAUAUAUUCCUUCACAAUAUAGCAAUUUAUCUAUGACUGGAUAUCAUUCUAAUCAUGUAAUACAAAACAUGCCAACCUGUGUCACUGUUUUCAGUCAGACUGACACAACUUCAAUGAAACAAGAACAUUGUCUUUCAUUAAGUUCUGUUGAAAAUAAAGUUCCCCGAAAUAAAUUUAAUGAAACCGAGAUAGUCAGUAGAGAAAAUACUGGUAUACAUAGAAUGUUCCAUAUACCUAAAACUUCUACGAGUCAAACGAUUGAUUUAUCUUCUUUGAAUGUGAAUAAACAGAUCAAAGAUUUAUCUUCAAUAUACUACCAUCAUCAUAUUAGAUCAACUGUUACAUCAUCAUGUAAUACAGGAAUUACUACUUGUCCAUUAUUAACUCAAAAUAUGAAAGUUCAACAUCAUGAAAAUAACAAGCCAAAUGAAUAUUUAACAUGUAAAAAUUAUUUAUCUAAAAAUGAUUUUGAAUCAAAUUCAAUUAUAUUAAGUCCUAUCUGUACUAGUCAACCUAUAACAGAUUAUAAUGAUCGAAUAGUUCAAAAUGAUGUUAAUGUAUACAAAGUGAAUUGUGUUCCUACACAUUCAUGUAAUCAUUCAAAAGACAAUGUUAAGAAGUUCGAUACUAAGUUAGUUCAGACCAUAGAUUUUAACGAUCAAAAUGAAUGUACAUGUUAUCACACUUAUAGAAUUCAACCAGGAAUAAAUGAGUCGACAUUAAAUCCUGAAUGGAUUGAACAACUACUUACCUAUAAUACAAAACUUGACAAUAAUCAGAAAUCUUCUCAAGAAUAUAAGAAACAUAAAAUUACACAAUCUGUUUAUAUGACACCAAGAUCAACUCUUAUAGCUCAAUUGAGAUAUAUACUAUUAAAGCAAAAACUUAAAUUAUUACAUACACGAGAUGCUUAUUAUUUAAGAAAGCGUAUUGUAAAUCAUCUUGAAAAGUUUUUAGAUCAAAUAAUUUCAUCAAAUACAUUACCUUUAUCAAAUUCUGUACCGGAUGAUUGGGAUACAGAUACUGAGUCUUUAUUAUCGGAUUUAUUUGAAAAAGAUAACGAUCCUAUAUCGAAUGAGUUAAAUACUGGAAAUAGUCCAAAAUUAAAACCAUCAACACAACAGUGUAAAUUAUUAACUGAUGAACAUGGAGAAAAUGAACAAAUCAAUAAGAAAAUGUUAAACAAACGAUCAUCGUCUUCAUAUGAUAGAGAAAUAUGUAAUAGAAAAGCUCACUUUGAGGAAGCUCAAAAAGAUGUUCAACAGGCUGACAACACAAACAACAAACAAAAACUGUCAAGUAUUUCAAUUGUAGAUAAGACUGAAUGUAAAGAUAAUGAUAAACAAUUCACUGAUAUUAAGAAACAAGCAGAGAAUCAAUUAAGUAAAAUGGUUAUGAAUGUACAUGUCAAUCAACCUUCAUCUUUAUCAAUAUGUAAGAAUUUGAACGAAACUUUAUCAAGGUUCAUUCAUCGUGAUCAUCAUGUUAAAGGUGAAAAAUCAUUCAAAGAUCAUUGUUCCUUAAAUACAAACAUUCGAUUAUAUCCAUCCUCAGAUGAUAUAGUGAAUGGCGUAUGUGCAGCAUUAGGUGGUAUAUCUUGGUUUCAACCUUUCAAUGAUAAUUAUAUAAAUAAAGAAAAACAUCAACCAAUAAGAAACCAUUCAGUGAUCAGACAUACCAAAUUAAAUGAUCAUUUUGAUUUGAAACAUAAUCCAAAAUCAUUCAAGGAAUUUCAUUUGAAUAGUAAACGUUUACAUAUUUUAAACAAACCUAACAAUGUACAUACUUCUAAGAUCUCAUAUAGUAUGGCAACUAAUAACAAAGAUCUAAAAACUGAUCAUAAUGAAGUGAAUGAUAUUUGUUCAUGUCAAUGUUAUAUGGAAGAAUCUCCUGAUAUAAUAAAUGAUAAAAAUCAAGAACAAACUGUAACAUCGAAAUCACUGGUAGAUAUACAAUGUACUGAACUUCACCAUAUGGAGAAUACAACACCACUACUACAUACCGUGGACAAGUCGGCACACGAAGAGAAAUCUAAUAGCUUGUCAAAUCCAAAAAUAACUUAUGAAAUUAGCGAUAAUCUUGAUGGUUGUACAGAUAUUCAGGAUAUAUUUCGAAAAAAAAUGUCAUCAUGGAUAUCACGAAGUGAAGAACGUCAAAGACGUCUACGUUUUAUUAUUCAGGAACGUCGUUAUCGAAAAGAAGGAGAUAUGAAACGAACUGAAGUCUUACAUUCAGUUGUAUCAAAUAAUUUUUCAAAACGACCAUCUAUAUCUCACUUGGAUCAGUCAUAUAAAAAUCACUACGGUAAUAGAAUUCAUUCAAAUGGUGAUAGUGGAAUUUGUUGCAUUGAUCGUUCAGAUUGUUCAAUUGUUCAAUCUGUACUAACAAACAGAAAUAAUAGUAAUAAUUAUAUUAAAACAGCUAAUUCUGACAAGGUUCUUAAACGUAAUUUCAUGAAAAAUCCCAGUCGAAAAUCGCAACUUGGUGUUAGAUAUGAUCGAAAACAGUUAGUACAAGAAGAACAUCGACCUAGAUUAUAUCAUAAUUCUAUACAGAACCAAGUUAAUCAACAAAAAAUUAAAUUGGCCCAAUUACGUGUUAAUCGACUCCGAAUGAAAAUAUACAGUGAAAAAAUUCUACGUUCUGUACUUCAUGGUAAUUCAUCGUCAAUAAUAUUUAAAGAAAUUUGAUAGAAUCGCAAUUUUGACAUGUUGGAGAAGAUUUAUAACUCAGAUGGAUGAUUUUGAUGGAGUAUCUUUGUUUUUCUGAGAUAGAUGAUUUGAUUGUGGAGUAUUCAUUGUUCUUCUAAACAACAUCAUCAACAACACAAACUUCAAGUACAAGUGAAGUGUUCGAAUUGUGUUGAUGAUUAUCGUUGAAAAGAACGAUGAAAUCUUCAUGACCAAAUCAUCCACCAGCUCAAAGAACAAUACUCUAUCAUAAUCGCGAUUGAAUGUCCUAAUAGAUAUAUAUAUAUAUACAUUAUAUUUGAAGUAAUGCUUGAAAUGAUUAGUAAUGAGAAACAACUUUUACUGUAAUUUAAUGUUAACAUUUUAUUAGUUUUGUCUUGUUAACUUUUAUUUUUAAUGGUUUCAGAAUGAUUUUAACUUUAUUAACAUAAAAUGCCAUUCACCAUUUCAUUCAUCCCUGUGUCAUAAUUAUGAUUUAUAAGCUGCUUGAAUUAGUUUCAAUAUAACUUACAAAAAUUUUUUUUCUUUUUAAAUAAACUUGGUUCAUCAACUUUCGAUUGUAUUUUCACACGUAUCGUACUAUUCCGUGUGAAAUUUAUUACCUUGUUUUCAAUAUAAAUUGAUUGUACUA